GCAUUAAAAUUGGUGAGAGGUGAAACAUAUAAGCUCUUGUCUUCACUGGUGAAAAAUAUAAUAGAUAUUUUAAAAAUAUUAUUUAUAGACCCAAAAACUUAUCCGAAUUAUAUAUUUGAAAAUCUAAAAGUUUAUCUAAAACCCAAAACCAUACCCGAAAAUCCUAAAUCCGAAACUUUAAAAAUAUCCAUAAUACAAAAAAUAUACUAAAAAACUCAUAUACACCUAAUAUAUACCAGAAGUUUUGGGUAUUCUGGAUAUCCCAUAGGUUCUCGGAUUCAUAUCGGAUCGGGUCUAAGACCCGCGGGUCUUCCAUGACAAAACUCAAUAGGGUAAAAAGAUCGGUUCGGUUCCUAUCCAAAUCAGAAUUUUUCAGGUUGGUUUCAGAUCAGUUUCUGGAUCCGAGUAAAAUGCCCAUGGCUAGCCGAGUACUUUUCUAAACUUCAUUCUAACGAUUUGUAAUUUGUUUGUAACGAAAUAUGAUUGGCUUGAUCCUAUUCAAAAAAUAUGUAGACAGCCUAUAACUGGGUUCAUCUAUAACAUGAUAAAUCUUUUUUUUGUAUUCUUAUUUUUUUUUGGUCAAUAUCAAAAGGGAAAUAGCACCCUAAGUCUGUAAAAAAAAUUAAUAACUAGCUGAGAACCACUUUACCGUAAUAUGCGAGGAUAUAAUAUGUAUUUUCUAUAGUAAUACAUUUAUGUCCUCACAAACAACCGGCUACACCUGAAAGAGAAAAAAAUUAAAUAACUUUUUUUUACCUUUUCUCCUUUUAGUUUGUGGAUCUUUCUUAUUCACAUAAAUCAUAAAAAUAAAUUUUAAUAGAUAAGGUUAUUUAGUUUCUUUGAGAUUUAUGGUGAAAGCCGACGACACCAAAACUGUUCACCGCGAAGAGUUUUGGCAGAUUAAAGAACCGUGUUCGAGAUAUUCUUGUUUCAUGCGACGCGUGGCGAUGAAAAUUAUGGACUCUCGACAUUGUGUUUGGCAACGGCGGCGGUACAACUUGUUAGUGUUAGUUGGAGUUGCAGGAGCCAAUCCGAUUCAAUUUCGACGAUGCAUAGUAGAGGAGAAAAUUUGAGAGAGAUUCGCACGUGCAAGUCUCCGAUCAUCAUCUUCUCCGCGAACCUGUGGCGGCGGACCUCAACCAUCCAUCUCCCUCUCCGCCAUGUGCCAACGGCCACCGAUCAACGGUUUCUCUCCGCACAGACCAAGGCGGAACGUUCUGCUUCCUCUGCUUCUCCGAUCUCGUCUCCAAUCCACGCGCCCCCACCGUCCACGUCUCCUACGCGCUUCACCAGCUCUCGAUCGCUCUCUCCGAGCCUACCUUCCUCCGAACACUACUCUCCUCACACGUUCGCUUCCUCGUAUCGCCUCUCGUCAACGCUCUCUCAAUCUUCGAUGAUGCUCCGAUCGCGAGCCAGAUUAUGGAUACGAUCUCUCUUCUCUGUUCCGCUGAGGAAUGUUCCAUCGGCGAGGAGUUUGUGGAGAUGGUCUCUGCUCAGCUCUCUUCUGGUGCCUUGGGUUGGAGCCGACGACAGCUUCACAUGCUCCAUUGCUUUGGAGUUCUUCUGAGCAGUGAGAAGAUAGACAUCAAUUCUCACAUAAGAGAUAAAGAAUCUCUUGUUUGCCUACUUGUUGAAGGUCUUCAAUUACCUAGUGAGGAGAUCCGCGGUGAAAUCUUUUUCGUUCUAUACAAAUUCUCUGCUCUACAGUUCACAGAACAGGAUGUUGAUGGAGCUGAGAUUCUUUCUUCAUUGUCUCCUAAGCUCCUAUCCCUAUCCUUGGAAGCUCUUGCUAAGACACAGAGAGAUGAGGUUCGCUUGAAUUGUAUAGCCCUUUUGACCACAUUAGCCCAGCAAGGUCUUUUAGCUAAUUCACGUACAAGUCCUGUCAGCAGCAUGAGUUUGGAUGAAGUGGAUGAUGACCCCAUGCUGACGGCUGAGACUGUAACAGUCAGGCCUUGUUUAGAUAUCUUGUUUGCUGAAGCCAUCAAAGGUCCGUUGCUUUCCACUGACAGCGAGGUGCAAAUAAAAGCCCUUGAUCUUAUCUUCCAUUAUGUGUCCCAAGAGAGUGUUCCAAGCAAACAGAUUGAAGUUCUGGUAGAAGAAAAUGUUGCUGAUUAUAUAUUUGAGAUACUGCGGUUAUCAGAGUGUAAAGAUCAUGUCAUCAACCCAUGCCUCAGAGUUCUUGAUUUGUUUUCCCUAGCCGAGCAUUCCUUUCGGAAGAAACUUGUUAUUGGGUUUCCUUCAGUCAUCCAAGUGCUUCACUAUGUAGGCGAAGUUCCUUGUCAUCCUUUUCAAGUCCAGACACUAAAGCUUGUUUCUAGCUGUAUUUCUGAUUUCCCUGGGAUCGCUUCAAGCUCUCAAGUUCAGGAAGUUUCUCUGGUUCUGAAAAUGAUGCUUGAAAGAUAUUAUUCACAAGAGAUGGGAUUAUUUCCGGAUGCCUUUGCAAUUAUCUGCUCAGUCUUUGUUUCCCUAAUGAAAACCCCAUCUUUUGCUGAGACUCCAGAUGUGUUUAAAUCAUUGCAAGACUCCCUAAGACAUGCCGUUUUGGUCUGUCUUAGUCUCCCUGAGAAAGAUUCAACUCAGAUCUCGCAUGCAGUCUACUUUCUCAAUGAAGUAUAUGCAUACUGUACUUCACCAACAUCCAUAAACAAUACUGGUUGCAUUGAAUUAAGACAAUGUGUUAUAGAUGUGUGUGUAUCACAUCUACUACCGUGGUUUCUUUCUGAUGUCAAUGAGGUCAAUGAGGAAUUAAUUCUUGGCAUAAUGGAAAGCUUUCACUCCAUUCUUCUUCAGAAUUCAGAUGUUCAGGCCAUGGAGUUUGCGGAGAUACUUGUUUCAGCAGAUUGGUUCAGCUUUGCAUUUGGAUGUCUAGGAAACUUCUCUAGUGAUAAGAUGAAACAGAGGGUAUAUCAGAUGCUCAGUUCCCUUGUCGAUGUUCUUCACAGACAGAAAUUGGGGUCGCAUAUCAGAGAUGCUCUUUUCUGUCUUCCUUCUGAUCCACAAGAUUUGCUGUUUUUGCUCGGGCAAGAUAGUUCCAACAAUCAAGAGUUGGCUUCUUGCCAGUUUGCAGCUUUGGUUAUUUUCCAUACCGGUUGGAUACACAAUGACAGGCUUGCAGAUGAUAAGCUUGUUUUCGCUUCUUUGGAGCAAUACAUUCUUGUCAACAGGACAAGUUUAAUCUCGGAUUCUCCAGCUGUGCUGCAACUAGUGAAUCUAUAUAGUAUUUGCAGGAGUCUUCAAAACAAGCGAUACCAGAUAUCUUACAGUCUAGAAGCCGAGAGGAUAGUCUUCCAUCUACUAAACGAAUAUGAUUGGGACUUGGGUUCCUGUGAUAUUCAUCUAGAAUCGCUCAAGUGGCUUUUUCAACAAGAAAGUAUCAGCAAAGGUUUAACUUACCAGAUCCAAAAGAUUUCCAGGAACAACUUAAUUGGAAAAGAAGUUCACAAUGUAUAUGGAGAUGGCAGACAGAGAUCACUCACGUAUUGGUUCGCAAAGAUGAUAUCAGAAGGAGACAACUAUGCCGCAACUCUUUUGGUUAACUUGCUGACCCACCUUGCAGAGAAUGGAGACAAAGAGAGUGAUGUUAUCUCAAUUUUAAAUAUAAUGACGACGGUCGUUUCUAAAUUUCCAACUGCCUCCAACCAUUUAUCCAUGAAUGGCAUUGGGAAUGCAAUUCAUAGACUCGUUUGUAGUUUUAGAAACUCAUCCAUGGGAACAUCUUUCCCUACACUACUUGUGCUAAUAUUCAACAUUCUAGCUUCUGUGCAACCUGGAGUGCUCAAAAAUGAUGAAUCCUGGAAUGCUGUGUUUAUUAAGUUGUUACACUAUUUAAGCUUGCGAGACACUGCCAUAACACAGCCAGACCAUGAAGGUAUGAUGGUGAUUGGCAUUCUUUGCUUGGUUCUGUACCACUCAUCACAUGGAGCACUUUUGGAUUCUUCAAGAAUUAUCAUGGUGAAUUCGUACUUGGUAUCGGCAAUCAACAAUGUGGUUGAUGUAGCUUGCUCAAGGGGUCCAGCAUUGACUCAGUCUCAGGAUGAAACUGAAAUCUGGGAGGCUCUAGCAUUCACAUUACCUCUCUGCUUUUUCUCAUUAAGAAGCCUGCAGAUUGUUCUCGCUGGAGCUGUGGAUUGGCAAACUUUCUGUGGCCCAUCGAGCAACCUGGAAACACUACCCGUAGUCUGCAUCCAAUGCCAUAAUUUGUGCAGGUUGAUGCAUUUUGGAACACCGCAAAUCAAGCUCAUGGCCUCUUAUUGUCUCUUGGAGCUGUUCACUGGACUGUCACAGCAGAUUGACAUUAGAAAAGAGCAACUACGUUGUUCAUCGAGUUACCUUAAAUCAAUGAAGGCUGUUUUAUGUGGUCUGGUAUUCUAUGAUGACAUAAGAGUAGCCACAAACUCUGCGCUUUGUCUGUCCAUGAUAAUGGGAUGGGAAGACAUGGAAGGAAGAACAGAGAUGCUUAAGACCAGCUCAUGGUACAGGUUUAUCACAGAAGAAAUGUCAGUGUCAUUGGCCAUGCCGUGUUCUGCAUCAAUUACCUUUGUGAACCACCACAAGCCUGCGGUCUAUGUAACCGUCGCCAUGCUAAGGCACAAGAACAAACCGGCGUGGCUGAGAAGUGUUUUUGAUGAGUCUUGCAUCUCUAGCAUGAUUCAGAAUCUGAAUGGGACGAAUAUCAGCAGCGAGAUUGUGAUUUUGUUUCGAGAGCUCAUGCAAGCUCAGCUAUUGAACUCCGACCAAGUAACCAAGUUGAAUCUCGUAUUCCUGGCAAGCAGAAAACAGAUGCAAAGGAAUGGGACUCUAGACGAGACAGUUGAAGAACAAAUGCAACGGACAGUUUCAUCAAUCCAUGAUCAUGGUGAAGUCUGCAGCUAUCUUGUUGACAUGAUGCUAUCUAAUUCUUUUGGACACACAAGUGGAAGCGAAGCAACAUGCAUUCAGAAGAAGAAACAGGUUCUCGCUGAAAUGGAACAAUUCUCCGAACGAUUAUCAACAAGAAGAGAUUAUGUUACUGAUUCAAGGCCGUGUAAGGUCUAUACAAGACAGAGAAAGAGGAUACAUGCAAAAUGAGACAAAUGGUGAAGAAGAGCAGAUCUCUAGUGUUUGUACAGGUUGCAUUGUGCAUACUUAAGGUUUAGCUUUCUGAUUUUGUUAACCAAAGUUCCAUUUUAUACUGGUUAGUUCUUGGUGUGGUUUCCACGUUUUAUGAAUAUAUAGACAGAUAUAUGACACUUUGAUCAAAAAAAAAAAAAAAAGACAGAUAUAUGACACAUCAGAAGGACUGUAAACGCUCGAACCUUUUCAGAGAGAAACUAAUGAAUCCACCUUGAAUGGACACAAAGUUAGUAGUUACCUUAUAAGAGAACCUACUUAUGCAUAAUACCCUUUCGGAUACUAUCAGAAACAGCUUUUAUUGGCAAGAAUAUAAACAAACACGUCUGGCUAUGGAACAGUAAUCGUUUUCUCCAUGGAAAAUUUCAUGAUUAUGCUUGCUGGUUUGUUAAAUUUUUUGUAAGGAUGUGGAUUAUUGGUUCUCAUGCAGUUUAUCUCUCUAUGAUAUAUUUAGGCGUGUAGCUUUGAGAUUAGUCUUUGACAUUCUCUGAUAGGUCCGUGUAACUUCCAAUGCCUACCUACAAACUUCACAUAUUAUGCUUGUCUACAGUUAGUUGUUCAAAAAAAAAAAUGCUUGUCUACUGCUUAUAUGCAUUUUCUAGAUUGUGGUAUUACUUUUCAUAUUUAAACUUGUGGAAUCGGUAUGAGGUCCUUUUGGGCCACAACGUGAUAGAAUAAUAUCCAAAGAGUUACACUGAAGAGACCUGAUGAAUUUCUAAGUACGCAAUUGGGAUCGAUUAAACAGCUGAGAACAAAUGUUCUCAUUAAGUUAUGUGCUAUUGUCAAGUAAAUUUGGGUAAUUCAUCUGUUAAUUUUAAAAAUUGAGAAAUUCACUUUAUAAAUUCCAAUUUAAACAAGUGGAGAAUAAAAUAUGAUUAUUUUCCUAGAAAAUGAGUGAUGUUAUUUACAAUAAUGACUCUUGACAAGUUGACCCAGAAAAAUCAAAUAUGGCAGCAAAAACACUUUGCCUAAAACUACCAAAACUUCAAGACCCAUAAGUAACAACUAAGUCAUCUACGGCUUUAACUCCUCCAAUACAAACCACAAAACCCAUAAGUGACAACUAAGAUUUUAUCCACACGGCCACUAUAAAUAAAUGAAUACAGAUGAGCCAUACUGAUCACAUCACUCAUCAGUAAAUCAAGAAAGAAUAUUAAAAUGGCGUCUUCCAAAGUAUCUUCCAUGCUUCUCUUUCUCUUUCUUCUCGUUCUUGUGUUUCACCAAAUGGAUAAAGCCCUUGGUGAACAAAUCCAGCUCAGCAACCGCAAACUUAAAGAGACAGGACAUCAUCAACAACUGACUGCAGGGCAGAGGCGUGUUCUUGCGAGAUUUGAUCACAAGAGAGCGGCCGACUGGAUCCGUAAGGGCGCAAAAGCUGUUUGCAAAAUCUACUGUCCCCCUCCACCGCGUUAAAGGUUUUCCAAGGCCAAAACAUAUGAUCUCACGAUGUCUGGAUAAAUGUUUCACAAUUUGUCUAUAUAAAUGUAAUUCUGAAAUUUUCUUGCAAAAUAAAAGAGAUUCUACCACCCGGAUGGUGGUAUGAUUAUAUGUUGUUAUAAGUUUUACUAUUGUAAAUUGUUUCGGUUCUAAUGUUAUAUAAAGUUUAUAUAA
Brassica napus (rape) is the source of this 6723-nucleotide messenger RNA. Its product is annotated as protein PUTATIVE RECOMBINATION INITIATION DEFECT 1. Bases 1420 to 5070 code for a protein of 1216 amino acids. The transcript is spliced from 11 exons. Gene Ontology annotation, biological process: meiotic DNA double-strand break formation. Lineage: Eukaryota; Viridiplantae; Streptophyta; Magnoliopsida; Brassicales; Brassicaceae. The record is from RefSeq and is a predicted model, not a curated record.